Phyllostomus discolor (pale spear-nosed bat) is the source of this 1052-nucleotide messenger RNA. Its product is annotated as histone H4. Gene Ontology annotation, molecular function: DNA binding; protein heterodimerization activity; structural constituent of chromatin. Gene Ontology annotation, biological process: nucleosome assembly. NCBI's taxonomy places the organism in Eukaryota, Metazoa, Chordata, Mammalia, Chiroptera, Phyllostomidae. Gene Ontology annotation, cellular component: nucleosome. The record is from RefSeq and is a predicted model, not a curated record. The transcript has 4 exons. The coding region runs from base 21 to 1004 and encodes 327 amino acids.
GUUGGGUCUCGGCGGCUAUCAUGUCCGGUCGCGGCAAAGGCGGGAAGGGGCUCGGCAAAGGCGGCGCCAAGCGCCACCGCAAGGUGCUGCGCGACAACAUCCAGGGCAUCACCAAGCCCGCCAUCCGGCGCCUGGCCCGCCGCGGCGGCGUCAAGCGCAUCUCCGGCCUCAUCUACGAGGAGACCCGCGGGGUGCUCAAGGUGUUCCUGGAGAACGUGAUCCGGGACGCCGUCACCUACACGGAGCACGCCAAGCGCAAGACGGUCACAGCCAUGGACGUGGUCUACGCGCUCAAGCGCCAGGGGCGCCGGGGCCCAGCUGCCAUCCACGCACGUUACUGGCGAGUCAUGGCCCGGACCAAGCAGACGGCGCGCAAAUCCACCGGCGGGAAGGCCCCGCGCAAGCAGCUGGCCACCAAGGCGGCCCGCAAGAGCGCGCCGGCCACCGGCGGCGUCAAGAAGCCGCACCGCUACCGGCCGGGCACCGUGGCCCUGCGCGAGAUCCGCCGCUACCAGAAGUCCACGGAGCUGCUGAUCCGCAAGCUGCCCUUCCAGCGCCUGGUGCGCGAGAUCGCGCAGGACUUCAAGACCGACCUGCGCUUCCAGAGCUCGGCCGUCAUGGCGCUGCAGGAGGCGUGCGAGGCCUACCUGGUGGGCCUGUUCGAGGACACCAACCUGUGCGCCAUCCUCACCAUGUCUGGUCGCGGCAAAGGCGGGAAGGGGCUCGGCAAAGGCGGCGCCAAGCGCCACCGCAAGGUGCUGCGCGACAACAUCCAGGGCAUCACCAAGCCCGCCAUCCGGCGCCUGGCCCGCCGCGGCGGCGUCAAGCGCAUCUCCGGCCUCAUCUACGAGGAGACCCGCGGGGUGCUCAAGGUGUUCCUGGAGAACGUGAUCCGGGACGCCGUCACCUACACGGAGCACGCCAAGCGCAAGACGGUCACGGCCAUGGACGUGGUCUACGCGCUCAAGCGCCAGGGCCGCACCCUCUACGGCUUCGGCGGCUGAGCGUCCCCGCCGCCCUCGCCCCUCGCCCUGCGGCCCCGGCUCGUCCAC